AUGAGGUGGUCGUGGGGUCAUCUGGUGCUGAGGGUUCUGCUGGGCGCGGCGUGUGGAGUGAUGCUGGCACUGCUCCUGGAGGCUAAGCUGGGUGCCCUGAAACCUCCAGGACCCCAACCCCAUCUCAAGUCCAGGAGCCCCCUGCAUCCCCCAAUACCCAUAACCCCCUUGGCCCCAGAUACCCUGGACGUCCCCAUGGAGAUAUUCUCAGAACAGUUUUUGACCCUAAACAUGGCAGUGGUGACGUAUCCCUAUUCUUACCCUUUCCUGAUCAACCACCCAGACAAGUGUCAGGGCGACACUGCCCCUUUCCUGCUGAUGUUGGUGAUGACUCAGCCUCAGGAAAGUGAGGCCCGGGAGGCCAUCCGGACCACCUGGGGAGAUGAAGCCAUCGUGCCCAACGUGACCAUCCGUCGUCUCUUUGUGCUUGGCUUGUCUCCACCCCACUUACAUAGACACCUUCAGUACCUGUUAGAGAGGGAGGAUGCUGAAAAUCAAGACCUGCUUCAGGUGGGCUUCUUAGAUACAUACAGCAACCUGACUCUCAAGACCCUGAUGGGGCUGGAGUGGGUGUCCCGACACUGCCAAACUGCCCAGUAUGUGCUCAAGGUGGAUGGCGAUGUAUUCCUGAACCCCAGCUUCCUGGUACAUCAGGUGCUACAGCCUGAGGGGCCCCCACGGCCAGCCUUCAUCACUGGCUACAUCUACAAGAAGAGGAUGCCCGUGAGGAAACCAAACUACAAGUGGUACAUGCCCCGAGAGGUGUUCCCAGGAAUCAUCUACCCACCCUACUGUGGUGGAGCUGGCUAUGUGAUGUCUGGCUGCCUUGCCCUGAAAAUUCUGGCUGUGGCCCAGAAAAUCAAGGCAAUCUACUUAGAGGACGUAUUUGUGGGGUUGUGUCUGAAGCAUUUGAGGGUGAAACCCACUCCUAGUUCUCUAGAUAGUUUCCAAUUCUUUGGGAGGGAAUAUGAACGCUGUGAUUUCAACCAGCUCGCCAUUGUCCAUCCCAUCAAGCCUGUGGACUUACUCUGGAUCUGGAUGGACUUUCAAAAGGCCAACACCACCUGCCCCCCAAGUUAG
This is a messenger RNA of Dromiciops gliroides (monito del monte), 1080 nucleotides long. RefSeq names its product beta-1,3-galactosyltransferase 2-like. The record is from RefSeq and is a predicted model, not a curated record. Gene Ontology annotation, molecular function: N-acetyl-beta-D-glucosaminide beta-(1,3)-galactosyltransferase activity. Gene Ontology annotation, cellular component: membrane. Bases 1 to 1080 code for a protein of 359 amino acids. The transcript has a single exon. Lineage: Eukaryota; Metazoa; Chordata; Mammalia; Microbiotheria; Microbiotheriidae.